AUGAAACGAGUAAAUUUUCAAAGAAAUUUUUUUAAGAAAUUCGAUUUUUUAGUAGAACAACAAAAAAUUGAAGAAAAACAAGAACAACAAAAUAUAUUCCCUAAAAUAAACCAAAUUUUAAUGAAACCUCCCCAACAAUCAAACCAUAACAUAGGAAAGGAUAUGUUGGAAAUGGUUACUGCUGGGUAAGCGA
This is a messenger RNA of Meloidogyne enterolobii, 193 nucleotides long. The record is from the annotation of a GenBank genome assembly. Lineage: Eukaryota; Metazoa; Nematoda; Chromadorea; Rhabditida; Meloidogynidae.